AAAUUUUUGUGUAAACAAGAUAUUUUAAUUUUUAAGAUUAAAUUCUGUAAUAGAAAUAUUGCUGAUUACUUACUUAGUUUGAUUCUAUUUAAAUUGCACGUCUCUAGACAGUGACUUGAAAUUAUCCAUAAUUUAAAAACUAAAUAUGACGAAAUUAUUGGAAUGGUUGUCGGUUCUAUCCGCAAUGUUUGCUGUGUGGUAUUCAUUAAUUGGAGGUUAUGUGAAGCACCCACUUAUUGAAAAGAAUAUCAAUCUUAUUUUAAUAUCUCCUUUAAUAUUUGUCGUUUUGUUUGGACUCUAUGCAGUUACUGUAGUUCUAUAUCGAGUAUUCACAUUUAACAACUGUGAAGAAGCAGCCAAAGAACUACAAAACGAGAUUGCUGAGGCUAGAAAGGACUUACUGGACAGAGGACUUAAAAUUUGAGUGUAUCUUAACACUGUUACGCUGUGAUCAAUAAAUUGUUUAAGUUUCCAAAAUAAUAUUUGUUGCUCUUGUAAUGUAUUGAAAUAAAUCUGCAG
Chilo suppressalis (striped riceborer) is the source of this 519-nucleotide messenger RNA. The record is from the annotation of a GenBank genome assembly. Lineage: Eukaryota; Metazoa; Arthropoda; Insecta; Lepidoptera; Crambidae.